AAGAGAGGAGCAUUUGGAAAGGAGAGCUGGCAUCUGAAAGCUGAGGGGGAUCAGUGAGGAGAGACAGCAGAAAAUGGAAUUAAGGACAUCAAUCCUUGGCCACCAUCCCCAUUUCAGCCCCGCUUCGCAGCCUGCGAAGAAUGCAUGAGGGAAAGGCAGAGAGGAGGCGUUAAGAACUGCUGAUCGGAGGAGAGGAGGAGGAGAGCAGAGGGGAGGAUUCUGACGCCAUCAUGCAGCAAAGUAUCAUGUCAUUUUUUCAGCCCAAGAAGGAGGGCAAAGUGAAGAAGCCAGAGAAGGAGACAUCCAACAGCGCCAGAGAAGCAGAGUCCCCUCCAAAGGUGGCGCUGAAGGAGCGGAACAGAGUGGUGUCCGAGGACGACUCUCCAGUGAAGAGGCCGGGGAGGAAGGCGGCCCGGGUCCUGGGCAGCGAAGGGGAGGAGGAGGAGGAGGAGGAAGCCCCCACGUCCCCCAAAAGCCAGAAGCCUGCUCCAGACUCUCCACAAGUCUCCCCUUCCAGUCCUGUCACACUGCCUGAGAGCAGCCCUUCCCUCUCCAGCACGUCUCCAAAGGUCACCUCCCCAUCGGGGAUCCCGAAGCGUCGCACAGCCCGGAAGCAGCUUCCCAAACGGACAUUUCAGGAUGUCCUGGAAGAGCAGGACGAGGACAAGGAAAGAGAACCCAAGAGGAAGAAGGAGGAGGAAGAAGAAGCAGAGACACCAACAGAAAGCCUCACAGAGCCUGAAGGGGGCAAAAGGAAGGAAGCAGAAGAAGGGGACCUGCCCACAACACCCCCUGAGCCCUUGAAGACCUCCACAGAGCCCCCGACAGAAAGUGUUUCAGAACCCAAGAUGGCGGUGAAGCAAGGACCACAGGAGGACAAUCAGGCUAAGCCUCCCCCCAAAGCUCCCAAGAUGCUCAGCAGUUUCUUCUCCCCCAGGAAGCCAGCAAUCAAAAAAGAAGAGAAAGAAGAAGGACCCAGCGCUCUGAGAAAGGAUGAGACCAAGGGACAGCUGGACCCACCCAGCUACAAUCCUGCCAAGAACAACUACCAUCCCAUGGAAGAUGCCUGCUGGAAGGCGGGCCAGAGGGUCCCUUAUCUGGCUGUGGCACGGACGUUUGAAAAGAUCGAGGAGGUUUCUGCUCGGCUCCGGAUGGUGGAGACGCUGAGCAACUUUCUGCGCUCCGUGGUGGCCCUGUCACCUGCUGACCUCCUCCCCGUCCUCUACCUCAGCCUCAACCGCCUGGGGCCGCCCCAGCAGGGCCUGGAGCUUGGCAUCGGCGACGGCAUCCUCCUCAAGGCGGUGGCCCAGGCCACGGGUCGGCAGCUCGCGUCGGUCCGGGCCGAGGCGGCCGAGAAGGGCGACGUGGGGCUGGUGGCCGAGAGCAGCCGCAGCACCCAGAGGCUCAUGCGGGCCCCGCCCGCCCUCACCGCCGCAGGCGUCUUCGCCAAGUUCCGGGACAUCGCGCAGCUGGCCGGCAGCGCUUCCACAGCCAAGAAGAUGGACAUCAUCAAAGGCCUCUUUGUGGCCUGCCGCCACUCAGAAGCACGAUUCAUCGCCAGAGCCCUGAGUGGACGGCUGCGCCUUGGGCUGGCAGAGCAGUCAGUGCUGGCGGCCCUCGCCCAGGCCGUGAGCCUCACCCCCCCAGGUCAAGAACUCCCCCCAGCCGUGGUGGAUGCCGGGAAGGGCAGGACAGCCGAGGCCAGGAAGACGUGGCUGGAGGAACGAGGCAUGAUCCUGAAGCAGACGUUCUGCGAGGUGCCCGACCUGGACCGGAUCGUCCCCGUGCUGCUGGAGCAUGGCCUGGAGCAGCUCCCGGAGCACUGCAGGCUGAGCCCAGGGAUCCCCCUGAAGCCAAUGUUGGCCCACCCCACCCGGGGCGUCAGCGAGGUCCUGAAGCGCUUUGAGGAGGCAGCUUUCACCUGCGAGUACAAAUACGACGGGCAGAGGGCCCAGAUCCACUUUCUGGAAGGCGGAGAGGUGAAGAUCUUCAGCAGGAAUCAGGAGGACAAUACUGGAAGGUACCCUGACAUCAUCAGCCGCAUCCCCAAGAUUAAACUCCCAUCAGUCACAUCCUUCAUCCUGGACACAGAAGCCGUGGCUUGGGACCGGGAAAAGAAGCAGAUCCAGCCAUUCCAAGUGCUCACCACCCGCAAACGCAAGGAGGUGGAUGCGGCGGAGAUCCAGGUGCAGGUGUGUCUGUACGCCUUCGACCUCAUCUACCUCAGUGGAGAGUCCUUGGUACGUGAGCCCCUUUCCCGACGCCGGCAGCUGCUCCGGGAGAACUUUGUGGAGACGGAGGGCGAGUUUGUUUUCGCCACCUCCCUGGACACCAAGGACACGGACCAGAUCGCCGAGUUCUUGGAGCAGUCGGUGAAAGACUCCUGCGAGGGGCUGAUGGUGAAGACCCUGGAUGUGGACGCCACCUACGAGAUCGCCAAGAGGUCGCACAACUGGCUCAAGCUGAAGAAGGACUACCUUGACGGUGUGGGCGACACCCUGGACCUCGUGGUGAUCGGCGCCUACCUGGGCCGGGGGAAGCGGGCCGGCCGGUACGGGGGCUUCCUGCUGGCCUCCUACGACGACGAGAGCGAGGAGCUGCAGGCCAUAUGCAAGCUUGGAACUGGCUUCAGCGACGAGGAGCUGGAGGCGCAUCACCAGACCCUCCAGGCCCUGGUGCUGCCCGCCCCACGCUCCUACGUCCGAGCUGACGGCGCCGUGGCCCCGGACCACUGGCUGGACCCCAGCGCGGUGUGGGAGGUGAAGUGCGCAGACCUCUCCCUCUCCCCCAUCUACCCCGCUGCCCGGGGCCUGGUGGAUAGCGAGAAGGGAAUCUCCCUUCGCUUCCCUCGGUUUAUCCGCGUCCGUGAGGACAAGAAGCCAGAGGAGGCCACCACCAGUGCCCAGGUGGCCUGUCUAUACAAGAAGCAAAGUCAGAUUCAGAACCAGCAGGGUACAGAGCCAGACUCUGACCUGGAAGAUUUCUACUAGGCCCCCUGCUCUCCCUGGGGGUGGAGGGCAGCAGAGGGGACCCAGGGGCAUCGCCUCGUGCUCAGCACAUCUGGUGUUGCUGUGUGCGUGGGUUUUAAGAGUCGUGUGUGUGUGUGUGUGUGUGUGAGGGGGUGGUUUCAGCUGGGUUCUGGGGUUCGGUCAUUUUUUUUCAAUAAAUAAUUAUUGAACACCUGCUCUGUGUCCUUGCUGGCCUCUGGGGGUACAGCCCUGACAGCUCACACUUUGGUAACGAGUAACAGUGUGCCAGGAAUGGUCGAAAC
Messenger RNA from Hippopotamus amphibius kiboko, 3271 nucleotides. It is a transcript of the gene LIG1, whose product is annotated as DNA ligase 1. Gene Ontology annotation, molecular function: DNA binding; ATP binding; DNA ligase (ATP) activity. Gene Ontology annotation, cellular component: mitochondrion; nucleus. Gene Ontology annotation, biological process: DNA recombination; DNA biosynthetic process; DNA repair. The transcript is spliced from 28 exons. NCBI's taxonomy places the organism in Eukaryota, Metazoa, Chordata, Mammalia, Artiodactyla, Hippopotamidae. The record is from RefSeq and is a predicted model, not a curated record. The coding region runs from base 231 to 2990 and encodes 919 amino acids.